Molecule: messenger RNA, 551 nt
Organism: Pelobates fuscus (common spadefoot toad)
Lineage: Eukaryota; Metazoa; Chordata; Amphibia; Anura; Pelobatidae
Gene: FUOM
Product: fucose mutarotase
Exons: 6
Coding region: 59-508 (149 amino acids)
Biological process (GO): fucose metabolic process
Molecular function (GO): fucose binding; racemase and epimerase activity, acting on carbohydrates and derivatives
Source: RefSeq, a predicted model, not a curated record
UGGGAGUUGUAGUGCUCUUCCGGGUUUAGGCCACCAGUAGCUGCUCCCUGGGAUCGCUAUGGUAAUUCUGAAAGGGAUUCCCUCAGUGCUGUCACCGGAGCUGCUCUAUGCCCUGGCCCGCAUGGGGCACGGUGAUGAGAUCGUUCUUGCAGAUGCCAACUUUCCUGCUUCUUCCACAAGCCAGGCAGGCCCUGAGCUUAUCCGAGCUGAUGGUUUGGGCAUCCCUUUGCUAUUAGAGGCCAUUCUUCAACUCUUCCCAUUGGAUACCUACGUUACAAGUCCUGCUGCUGUUAUGGAUCUCGUGGACAGUGAUAAAGCAAAGGGUUUGGAGACACCAGUUUGGGAAAAGUACAGAGCACUACUGGCAAAUGUAGGAUGUAAGACGCCGCUGCAGCUGGUGGAAAGAUUCCAGUUUUAUGAUCGAGCCAAAAAGGCUUUUGCUAUUGUGGCAACAGGGGAAACUGCACUCUACGGAAAUCUAAUUUUGAAAAAAGGAGUAAUUGGCUAGAACGAUUUGACUAGAUCUGUUUGCAAAUAAAUAAUAUACUUUA